AAUUCUGUGUCAACUUAGCAACAUUGUCACAUGUGGCCUAGCACUGUAUGUAGCGGUGGCUAUCGUGCAUUGGCACUGUAAAAUAUAAAUAAAUAGCCGGCUCAUUCAUUCCGCUAUGCCUCCAAAGAAACCUGCUCCAGCCGUGGGAAAUAAAAAGACCCAAGAGAAGAAGAAGGAAAAGAUAAUCGAGGACAAGACAUUUGGGUUGAAAAACAAGAAGGGAGCCAAACAACAGAAGUUCAUAAAGAAUGUCACUCAUCAAGUCAAGUCUGGCGGUCCACCAGGCGCUAAGGGCACAGAGGUAGGGAAAAAGGGAGACAAGAAGAAGGAGUUGGAGGAGCUGAACGAGCUGUUCAAGCCUGUGGUGGCUGCUCAAAAGGUUUCCAAAGGUGUGGACCCCAAGUCGGUGCUCUGUGCCUUCUUCAAGCAGGGCCAGUGCACCAAGGGAGACAAGUGUAAGUUCUCUCAUGACCUGACCCUGGAGAGGAAGUGUGAAAAACGCAGCCUGUAUGUGGACGAGAGAGAUGACGAGCUGGAGAAAGACACCAUGGACACCUGGGAUGAGAAGAAGCUGGAGGAGGUCAUCAACAAAAAACACGGAGAGGCGGAGAAGAAGAAAGCAAAAACUCAGAUUGUGUGCCGCUACUUCCUGGAUGCCAUAGAGAACAACAAGUACGGCUGGUUCUGGGUGUGUCCUGGGGGGGCGGACGUCUGCAUGUACCGCCACGCUCUCCCGCCCGGCUUUGUCCUGAAGAAGGACAAGAAGAAGGAGGAGAGGGAAGACGAGAUCUCCCUGGAGGAGCUGAUAGAGAAUGAGCGUUCAGCCCUGGGAGCCAACGUGACUCGCAUUACGCUGGACACCUUCCUGGCGUGGAAGAGGAGGAAGAGGCAGGAGAAGGUGGCAAAGGCGGAGGAGGACAUGGAGAAGAAGAAGGCCGAUUUCAAGGCCGGGCGCUCGUUUGGGGUGAGCGGUCGCGAGGUGUUCGAGUUCCGUCCCGAGCUGGUGGACGACGACGACGAGGAGGCGGACGACACGCGCUACGCCCGGGGAGACGACGAGGACGAGGACGACGAUGCAUCAGAGGAGGUGGAAAACACUGGCGAGUUCCAGGACAUAGACCUGGCCCGCUUCGUUCCUCAGGAGGUAGACAACACAGGCAUCACCGUGGCAGCGGUGGACAGAUUCACCUCCAAGCGCCGACCGACACAGGAAACAGAUGAUGACCAGAUGAACGGAGCGUGUGGGGGAGAGGAGAACGGUCUUCAUGGGGACGAGGAUGAGGACGAGGAGGUGGAGCAGGAGGACGUUCCUGUAGAUGAGAACCUGUUCACAGAAGACCUGGAUGAGCUGGACGAGGAGCUCAACACACUGGACUUGGAUGAUUGACCUGACCAGCUGCCUGACUUGACUUGGUUGACUCCCUGACCAAUUGACGAGUUGACUGACUUCAUGGAUUGACUGACUGACUUACUGGCUGGCUUACUGACUUGCUGGCAUAAUCGAGGAUUGUAGAGCACCCCUCAUGGACUAUGAAUGAGCAAAGAGAGAGAGAGAGAGAGAGAGAGAGAAAAAAAAAACUUAACUAAAGAGAUUCACAAUAAACAUGCUGAUGAUCACAUCCUGUUGUUACUGCUUUGUCCUUUACUCCUCCCCCUCCCCUAUGACUCACAGUCUCGCUCUCACCCCUUUGAUGCCUCCCCCUGUACCCCACUCUCACCCCUUUACUGCCUCACCUAUACCCCAAUCUUACCCCUUUACUACCUCCACACUGUACACCACUCCCAUAUUGGUCCCCCACCCUCACCCUCCUUCAGAGGGUUUAGUCUUUGAGAUGUCUUGUGUUGAUAAUUAGUACCAUGUGCGGUCUUCUGUGCUCUCCUCUCCUUUGUAUAUUUUCCUUUACAGAGAAAACAUGGCUUAGCAAAUAUAAAUCAUGAUUUAACGAUCCUGAGGGCUGAGACCAUUAGACAUGAUGUAGACACCCUUCUGAUGGAUGUUAAUGAUUAUAUCUGAUUAUGGGGGCGGGGAAGAUGUCAUUCUAGAAAGGCGGGGUUAGAGAGAUAGAUGAUUGCGAUUUCAAUGUUGUGUGGAUGUGCCAAGAACAACUACCAAGGAAUGCCAGAGUGGUCCCUGCGUCGAAUUCCUUAAGCUGUAGCUCACACGGUCCAGUCUCGCGGGCAUCACCAAAUAUAGCAGCCUGGGCGUCAUUACGUCACUGCACCUAAACUAUUCAUUUUAGAUCCCUAGUUAACAUGCAUCUGACCCGAGAAAAAUAGACGUGAAGCUGACCCACCACAAGACAACAUAUAUGUUAAGUUAAAUAUGCGUAAAUAAUGUUUCCUGAGAACUGUAAACCAGCCGUGUGUUCUAUUCAUUGUUUUUAGAAAUAUAAUCGAAUUACUGUGAGUCGCUCUGGAUAAGAGUGUCUGCUAAAUGACUAAAUGUAAAUUUGUACAAUUUAAUAGCAAUUUCACUUUCCCUUCUCUGGAUAGUGAACGAUGUAAAUGUGGAAUAUGUAGGCUACUACAAUUCCCACUUCCCUCUGAGUGGGUCACUUGGUUUUGGAUUUACACUUUCCAGGAGUGACGUCUGGCCAAGCCCAAGCAUAAAUAAUGUACAUUGUGCAUCUCGGCACACCACCGGGUUAUCCGGGCAACCUAAUCGAGAAUCAUUUUAGCAUUCCCAGCUACACUCAGAGAACUGCGUUAGAAAACUGUUAGCCUCGGGACCUGACAUGGCAGCACCAAACAAAACAGCAGUAUGCGCGGUAGUGUCUUGAUGACACAUUCAUGAUCUCGGACAGGGAUGGGAGUUGGUUUUUGGAAAAGGAAAGAGGAGGAAUUUGUCCAAGCGUCGGGACUGUGAAAUCACGCCGCAUAGUCAAAAAGUAGCCCACCUCCAGCGGAGAGUAAUAUUAAACGACGCCAGAUAACACCCAGAGACCUCGCUGUUUAAAUAGUUGUUUCUGGUAUUUCAACUUUUUUGUUACUACUGUACUGUAGGCCUGUGUUGUAGGCUUCAUUUCGGGGACACAAUGGAGGUUCGUCGCGGUCUGUGGUGUCCGCUUGUUUCCGUUUUAGUUUACUGUUUGGGGUGUUAUUCCUUCAAUUUGGACGCCGACAAUCCGUCUGUGUUUUCCGGUCCGCAGAGAAGCUACUUUGGCUUCUCGGUCGACUUCUUUAAGCCUAA
Hypomesus transpacificus is the source of this 3190-nucleotide messenger RNA. RefSeq names its product zinc finger CCCH-type containing 15 (gene zc3h15). Gene Ontology annotation, molecular function: metal ion binding; mRNA binding. NCBI's taxonomy places the organism in Eukaryota, Metazoa, Chordata, Actinopteri, Osmeriformes, Osmeridae. The record is from RefSeq and is a predicted model, not a curated record. The transcript has 10 exons. Gene Ontology annotation, biological process: cytoplasmic translation. Gene Ontology annotation, cellular component: cytosol. Bases 116 to 1387 code for a protein of 423 amino acids.